Molecule: messenger RNA, 1858 nt
Organism: Triticum urartu
Lineage: Eukaryota; Viridiplantae; Streptophyta; Magnoliopsida; Poales; Poaceae
Product: zinc finger protein MAGPIE
Cellular component (GO): nucleus
Molecular function (GO): DNA-binding transcription factor activity
Source: RefSeq, a predicted model, not a curated record
ACUAACCCAGUUCCGCUCUCCCGCUCUCUCCUAUAUUAGUCCAGCUUCUGGUAUUGUUGCUUCCACUAGCUUAGAUUGCUUGAGUGAUGCCCCACACCGACCUAAGAACAAAAGUUGUCCUUUUGUCUCCAAAUCAAGACUAGUUAAGCACCGGCAGUACGUCGACCAACAAGAACAAUCUCAUCGAGAGCUAGCAAGACACCAAGAAGGAGCACAAUAAUGGCGAGUGAAGCCAUGCCCAACCCUUUCGCUCCUCUCACCAACCAGCCGCAGCAGCAGCCGCCGUCCCAUGAACACCCUGCCGCUCCUCCCCCGAAGAAGAAGCGCAAUCUCCCCGGCACACCAGACCCAGACGCGGAGGUGAUCGCGCUGUCGCCGCGGACGCUGAUGGCGACGAACCGCUUCGUGUGUGAGAUCUGCGGCAAGGGGUUCCAGCGUGACCAGAACCUGCAGCUGCACCGGCGCGGCCACAACCUCCCCUGGAAGCUGCGGCAGCGGAGCGGCAAGGAGCCGCGGAAGCGCGUCUACGUCUGCCCCGAGAAGAGCUGCGUCCACCACAACCCGUCCCGCGCGCUGGGCGACCUCACCGGGAUCAAGAAGCACUUCUGCCGCAAGCACGGCGAGAAGAAGUGGAAGUGCGACAAGUGCGCCAAGCGCUACGCCGUCCAGUCCGACUGGAAGGCCCACUCCAAGACCUGCGGCACGCGCGAGUACCGCUGCGACUGCGGCACCCUCUUCUCCAGGCGGGACAGCUUCAUCACGCACCGCGCCUUCUGCGACGCGCUCGCCGAGGAGACGGCCAGGCUCACGGCCGCCACUUCGGGCGCCGCGGUGGCGGCCGUGCCGUCCAUGUGCGGCGGCGGGCAGGGAUACCUCUUCGCCAGGCCGAACAGCAUGAUGCUCCAGCCGCCGGUCGCCCCGCACCUCAAGCCUGCUGCGGGAGGGCAGAUGCUCGGCCACGCGGCGGGCGCCAUCGGGGACUCGCUCUGCGACGGCGCCGUGGCGAGGCAAGGAGGGCUCUCGCUGUGGGGCAGCGACAACACGCUGCCGUCCUCCAUGGGCCACCACAUUGGAGGUCUCAUGUCGUCCGGUGGUGGCGGCGCGCCAAUGCCAAUGCAGAUGUACGCGGAUCUCUUCGCGCCGAGCUCCGGUGCGCCGCCUCAGUUCGACAUGGCGCAGCUGAGCUGGCUGUACGGGAACAACGGCGGCAACGGGAAGCUCUCGUCAUCUAACGCCAGCGAGCUGACGACUAACUCCUCCAGAGAGGCGGACAGCGCGCCGUCCGUGUUCAGCGGCCAGCAGCACGCGAAGCCGGCCGCGGCGCCCACCGACAUGUCGGCGACGGCCCUGCUGCAGAGAGCCGCGCAGAUCGGCUCCGUCACGUCCUCCAACACCUCGAUGCCGCUCGCGGGGACCUUCGAGCAGGCGCCCAACUCCGCCGGGCGGAUCGACGAGCGCAGCAAGUUCGACGACAGAGCUCUUUUCGGCACGAGCCAGCACCAGCAUAAUGCUAACGUCCCGAGCGCAAUGAGCGAGCUCACUGCGGCCACCGGGAACGUGCCGUACGACGUGUUCUCCGCGGCGCGCCACGCCGGCCUCAAGGAUGCCGUCGGGAGGGAGGAGACCAGGGACUUCCUGGGCGUCGGCAUGCAAGCACUCUGCUCAUCAUCGAUACAUGGGUGGAUUUAGUUUAAGGUGGCAUGCAUGUUAAUCAUGUAACCGUGGUGAUACGAGGAGUAGUGUUUAAUUCAUCCGCGGCCAUGUAAGCACGAACCAUGCAUGCAUGCUCAUAUGCAACUUUACAAAAUACCACAAGGCAUCAUUCCGUUUCAAUUGGUUUACUCAGCUCAGCUGUCAU